CGGAAGUUGUUUCAGCUGCCAUGUUUGGUUGCUUUGUUGUAGGCUUCUACCAGGUUUCCUACAGAAUCAGUAAGUGUGGAAAUGGAGCCGAGCUGGAGUACGUUUCUCUUCCAACAGGCCAAUGAAGCCCUCCACCACCAGCACCAGGUCGCCCAGAACAGCCUGCUGCCACUACUUAAUGCAGGAGCUGAUCAGGUUGACCAGAAGCCUGUAUUACCCAUCCAGAUAGACCAGAAGCCCCCUGUCAGUGCGGCUGAACUCCUCAAAGACAAUGUGGCCAGUGGAACAGGACAACGGCCACCCGUGCCUGUAAUAAAGAAGGAGCACAAAGGCAAAACACCUUUCGUCUGCGGAUACUGUAAUAAGGCCUUCCGUGACAGUUACCACCUGAGACGCCAUGAGUCCAGUCACACCGGCAUCAAGAUGGUGCCACGCCCCAAGAAGACGGCCCAAACGGCCCCCACCAUGGUACCCAUGAUUGCUUCCAUGGCCAGAGAGAACAAUGGUAACUCUUCCUACAUCUCCACAGUAGCAGGCAUGCUCUCUACGGCGACCACCUCCGUCUCUUCUGGCACCAGUAUCAUGACGUCACCCUCAAUGGGCAACAUGCAACAGCAAAAUGUCCCGAAGAAGCCCGCCAAGCCCGUCAAGAAGAACCACGGGUGUGAGAUGUGCGGGAAGGCUUUUCGUGACGUUUACCACCUGAACCGCCACAAGCUGUCCCAUUCAGACGAGAAGCCUUUCGAGUGUCCCAUCUGCCAGCAACGCUUCAAACGGAAGGACCGGAUGACCUACCACGUCCGCUCUCACGACGGGGGCGUCCACAAGCCUUACGUGUGUUCUGUGUGUGGGAAAGGCUUUUCAAGGCCAGACCACUUGAGCUGCCAUGUGAAGCACGUUCAUUCCUCGGAAAGGCCGUUCAAGUGUCAAGUAACGGCCUGUACCUCUGCUUUCGCCACCAAAGACAGACUCCGCUCCCACAUGAUCCGGCAUGAAGGAAAAGUUACCUGCAGCAUCUGUGGAAAGAUGCUGAGUGCGGCCUACAUCACCAGUCAUUUGAAAACCCACGGGCAGACCAACUUUAACUCCUGUAACAAAGAUGCUAAUGAAAACUGCAACUCUUCCUCAGCUACACCUGUGAGCGUUUCCGCCCCCAACACCUCAACAAUGAACAGGGGCAACGGCAACAACAACAACAACCCUGUCACCAUCGCUGCACAAAUGAACAUUAGCACCAACACUGUCAACAUCACGUCUCCAGUCAGCCUGCAGCACCCGGUCACCAUCACCGGCCCCGUCAACAUCGCGUCGGUGAACAUCCCCGCAUCGGCGCCGAUGAAUAUUGCCCACCCAGUGGCAAUAACGACGCCCAUGCCCAUGAAUAUAGCCGGUCCCCUAAACAUCGCAAUGAGGCCGGUGGAUAGCAUGCCUUUUCUGUCCCAAGUCUUGCCUUCCUCUCCUCCGUGGUAGAAUAAAAAAACAUCAGAAAGUAAGUUGGCGUCCAACUGGCGAGAUAGAAAAGGGAAAAUGAAGUGUAACGCAUCUGCACCUCGAAUACAGCUCCAACUCCCACCCCCCAACCCCAAACAAUGUUCACUUCAUCAAACACGAAGUGAAUGUUUACAUGAGCUGCGAGGCCGGGAGGAACUCCCCAAGUCCUAAUUACGUCCGAUUUAGGGUCGAGUGACUGGAACUCCAUGCAGGACACUCGAGUAGUAUUUGAAUAGGAAUUCAGGACAGCUUAAGACUUAGUGUAGUCAGUUAGAAUGAUAAAGCUGUGAGUUGUAUCAAGACAAACGAGAGUACGCGAUCCCUCAACCUGCUUGAGGACACUACACAAAAAAAACCUGCGUUUUCUAAGGGAGAAGUGUGAAAUGGACUGAAGCAAUAAAAGCUGAGUUGCUGUUUCUGAGGUUUUACAAGUUCUCCCCCAAACCUCUGGAUGUUAUUUUGUAUGUAGUUCUUUUUGUUUGUUUCUUUUGUUUUCAUUUUUUUUUUAACAAUAGCUUGUUAAUCACUAUUUAAUGUUAUAGAAAAUGAGUCUAGUUAAAGGGACAUCAACUUCCAUUUGCAUGGAAGUUUAUUUUUUCACAAUGUUAUAGCAUUUUUUUUUCUUUUCUCAGAUACUAGAUAUGCUUUUGAGGUACAGUGACUAACUUGUACAGUUGACAUAGUAAUGUAUUUUUCACGUCAGCAUUUUUUUUUUAUUUUUGCAUUCGAGCAGACAACUGGAUGCUGUCCUCGACUAUAAAAUACAAUUUUUUUUUAUUUUUUUUGUACAUUUUAGUGUUUCUUUUUUCAUGAAGUCAGAGUGGAACGAGUCUUGCACUGAAGGCAUAUCCUACAUGCAGGUGUACAGCAGUAUUAUCAAAGAUCAAAUGGAGAAGUGUUGGGGGGGGGGGUCAACCAGCCUGCACUUGAGCGCCAUCUAGUGGCUGAGCAUUGUAAAAGUCUGGCCUUAUAGUAAAGCUUUACAGGCUGUUGAUAUCAAAAGAUGACUAAAUAGAUUGAGCCAACUCUUUGUUAAAUUGUUUUUGAUUUAUUAUGAUUAUUUAUCAUUUAUCUGUUACAGCCCCAAGGUUAUACUACGGACCUUUCACUCAGGAAACCCAUACAAAACGUUAUACAUCAAUUUGGGUGUCAAUUUUUUAACAUCCACCUUCCCUGAAGCAUUUGGCAUUGACAAAAAUCCUAAACAAAUGUUUUUAAACAGCCGUCCAUAGUGUGAUCAUUGUACUGUACAACAAAUUCAAAACUGUACAUGUAUUUUUUUUUUAUUUAGCUUUAUUUUCUGUUUUGCAUUUCCUUUAAAGUUCAGUUUUAGUUCACAAAAAGAGUGAUUGAGAACUGAGCAGUUUUGAUGAAAUGCCAGUCUGUCCUUUUAAAAAAUAAAGUAAAAAUAUUGAAGGAGGUUGCAUGACCCUGAACACUGUAGCUGUCGAACAUUAACUAUUUUUUUUUAAAAACGAAUGCUAUGUUAUCUCAGUAGUGUUGCAGCCGAUUGAGCUGAUCCAGUUUAUACUGAGAAAUGCAAUAUGCAUGUUUGUCAUUUUUCCAAAAAUGUUUUAAACAAAAAUUAGUGUAGCAUUAUUUUUUUUGUUUUUUUUUUGUAUUCUUAUGCAUUUACGUAGAUGUUCUAAGAUAGCCUGUUUGCCAAAUUGAAAUCAGUAAAAAUGUGAUAACCUGAAUAUUUCUUGUGGAAUUAAACAUUUCUCUUAUUUUUAAGGACAAAUGGUCAAAAUUGGAAAUAUCAGGACCCUCGUGAAAAGCAGUUGAAUGUAUAUCUUUGUACAAAAUUAUUUUAGUUCCAAGGAUAUGGUAGUCAAAAAUAGAUGUGAAAGAUAAGAUAACCUUUUUUAUAAAUCUUUUGUAUUAGAACAAUAACGUUGAUAAUUUUGUAUAUAUGAGAAGCUAGGCUUUCUGAAUAGCAGAAAGGUCGAACAUUCCUACAUUUUUUUUAAAUGUACGUUUGUCAAAUUAUUAAACAUGCGCAAUGUUAUGUGCCUUUUAUUUGGGUUGUCUAAAUAAAAGAAAAUUAUCAAA
This is a messenger RNA of Oryzias latipes (Japanese medaka), 3543 nucleotides long. Its product is annotated as vascular endothelial zinc finger 1. Gene Ontology annotation, cellular component: nucleus. Gene Ontology annotation, biological process: regulation of gene expression. NCBI's taxonomy places the organism in Eukaryota, Metazoa, Chordata, Actinopteri, Beloniformes, Adrianichthyidae. The record is from RefSeq and is a predicted model, not a curated record.